Molecule: messenger RNA, 2320 nt
Organism: Colius striatus (speckled mousebird)
Lineage: Eukaryota; Metazoa; Chordata; Aves; Coliiformes; Coliidae
Product: lipocalin-15-like
Exons: 5
Coding region: 1511-2314 (267 amino acids)
Molecular function (GO): small molecule binding
Source: RefSeq, a predicted model, not a curated record
AUGGGGCUGCUGAGGUGGAAGCCCAUGAGCUGCUGCCUGAGCACCAAACCUGCACCCGAGAGGGAGAAGGGCUCCCAGGGCUGGGACUCCACUGCAGGGACUUGUCCCCUCAGGCACCCUGGGCUAGCCCAGCCCCCUGCCUCAGUUUCCCUGCUGGAGAGCAGGCUGGUGGUGUGCGAGUGGGGUGCUGGGCAAUCAUGAGUUGGGGGUGUCUCCACUAAUUUAGGGGAGGAUGGACAUGAGCCAAAGCAAUGGCUGUGAGCACUGGCUGCAGCUCAGCCCUGGCUGCCCACCUCCCCUCUGUGCCAUCAGCACAGAGCCCCUCCAGACACAGGGUCUGUGCCCACUGCUCCCAGCCUGGGAAGCCACAACCUCUUCUGGGGCACUGGCCCUGGGCAUAACCCUGGGCUAAAACACCAGCCUUGGGCUAAAACACUGGUCCAACCAUCCUCCUCUGCAUGGCAGGAUCCAUCCUGGCACUGUGGGUCCUGAGUGCCCACUGAGCCCCUGCACCCCCCUUCCCAGCCUCGAGCACAGGGCAUUGCCAGCUGCCUGCCAUGCCCUGGCUGUGCCACACACAAGGGAGCAUUCAUGCAGUUGGGGGGAAGGGGCCAAAGCUGUCACCCAACACGGGGACACGUUAUCUCUUGUAUAAGCUGUUCCAUAAAGCAGGGGGGGCUAUAAAUGCAGCUGUUGCACAGGGCUCCUCACCCAGCCCUGGACCAGGAUGAUGGUGGUGGUGCUGCCCAGCCUGGCACUGGCCCUGCUCUGCCUGCUGAGGGCAGGGGCACAGGUCACUGUGCAGCCAGGCUUCGAUGCUGAGAAGGUAAUGGCAUGGGCUGGAGGGGCUGGGUGCUUGUGAUGCACCCCAGGGCACGGCUGGGCACCCCCUGGGCCUGGCCCCUCAGCAUCCAGGGGAGCAGGGAUGUGGGUGCAGAGCUGGGCAGGUCCUGAGCAGCUCCUGCCAUGGCACCAUGGCCCAGGGACACAAACACCCAGGGCCACAGUGCCCCUGAGCCUGUGGUGCUUCCCCAGGGACUGUGGGUCACAUGCUGUGCCCACUCUCCUGGUAUGGGGCAGGGCAGGGGCUGGUGGGUCCCCAUGGCAGGUGGCAUUUCCCCAUGGUGAGCAGCAGGUUGCUCAGGGCAUGCUGGCAGAUGCCCCUCGCAGGUCCCUCAUGGUGAGUGGCAGGUCCCCAAGGUAGGUGGCAAGGCUCCCUUGGUGUGUGGUAGAUGCCCUGGGUGGGUGGUGGGUGCCCUGUGUGGGUGCCAGAUGCCCUGGGUGGGUGAUAGGUGCCCAGGGUGGGUGGUAUGUGCCCAGGGUAGGUGUUGGGUGCCCAGGGUGGGUCGCAGAUGCCCUGGGUGGGUGGUAGGUGCCCUGUGUGGGUGGCAGAUGCCCAGGGUAGGUGUUGGGUACCCAGGGUGGGUGGCAGGUGCCCUGUGUGGGUGGUAGAUGCCCUGUGUGUGGCAGAUGCCCUGUGUGGGUGGUGGGUUCCCUGUGUGUGUGGCAGAUGCCCUGGGUGGGUGGUGGGUGCCCAGGGUGGGUGGCAGAUGCCCUGGGUGGGUGGUGGGUGCCCAGGGUGGAUGCCAGGUGCCCUUGGCACUCCCAGCCCCCGCUGCAGUUCGCAGGGACGUGGCACGUCGCAGCUGCCGCUUCCAACUGCUCCGUGUUCCUGAGGAUGAAGGACGGGAUGAAGUCGCCCAUCAGCACCAUCAGCAUCACACCUGGGGGGGACAUGGCCAUGACACUCAUCUUGCCCCUGCUGGACAGAUGCCAGAAGUUUGAGCUGCUCCUCCAGCAAAGAGGGCAGCCAGGGCACUACAUGGCAGUGCAAGAGAAGAGGGAGCUGCAUGUGCUGGAGACAGACUACGGGCACUAUGGCAUCGUGCAGCAGCUGCAGCACAGCGGGCAGGGGCACAGCGUCGGGCUGCAGCUCCUCACCAGGGGACAGCAUGUGAGCCCUCAGCUCCUGCAGAGGUUCCAAGAGCUCCUCCCCACUGUGGGCCUGACCAAGGACAUGCUGGCAGUCCUGCCCAAGUCAGGUGAGUGCCAGGAGGGUGCAGAGUGGGCACACUGGCCUGCUGCAUGGGGCUGGGACACUGCCCAUGGCAUUGCCCAUGAUGUGCUCACCCCUCUGCUUUCCAACAGACCAGUGCAGCAAGGCCAGCAGCUGAAGGGGCUGAGGGCAGGGCCUCCAACCUGGAGGAAAGCAGGCUCUGCACUCACCCCAGAUGGCCCUUUCCCUCCUCUCCACCCCCACGCUCUGCUGGAGCUGCUGCCCCACACCAGGAUCCCACCUCCCUCCCCUAAAUAAAUAGAU